Molecule: messenger RNA, 1374 nt
Organism: Vicia faba (fava bean)
Lineage: Eukaryota; Viridiplantae; Streptophyta; Magnoliopsida; Fabales; Fabaceae
Source: the annotation of a GenBank genome assembly
AUGAAUCAGAGAGAGUGGAUACGGUUCAAGAUAUGCGUGAGGGAGUUCAUGAUUGGGGUUUCGGAAUUAACUGUGGAGUUUGGGAAAGGUUGUAGGGAUAUAGUGAAACAAAACUUGUUGAAUCAAGAUUCGUUUCUUGUUAGGAAAUUUGGAAAGAGUUGGAGUAGAGUAAGAGAACCAUGUCACGAGAUGCUCAACAAAUUGAGCUUUUUUAAUGACUAUUUGCCUGAGGAUAAAGACCCAUUUCAUGUAUGGUCUGUCAUAUUCUUGGUUUUCUUACUUGCUUUCUCAGCUUUGUAUGUAAAUUUUGAGUAUGAUCCAUCUGCCCCACUUGUGAAGCAAGUAUUUUUGCAUCCUGCUUGUGCUUCGCGUAUUGUGCUUCCCGAUGGAAGAUACAUGGCAUAUAAGGAGCGAGGUGUAUCGGCCGACAGAGCUAGAUUUUCAGUUAUUGCUCCUCAUACUUUUCUUUCAUCUCGGCUUGCAGGAAUUCCUGGAGUUAAAGACUCACUGCUGGAAGAGUUCGGCAUUCACUUGCUCACUUAUGAUCUGCCUGGUUUUGGUGAGAGUGACCCUCAUCCCAAACGAAACCUUGAAUCCUCAGCAAUAGAUAUGUCGUAUUUAGCUGAUGCUCUUGGUGUUGACAAGUUUUGGGUUAUUGGUUACUCAAGUGGAAGCAAACAUGCCUGGGCAGCACUUAGAUACAUACCUGAUAGACUUGCAGGUGCUGCCAUGUUUGCCCCCAUGGUGAACCCAUAUGAUCCUAUGAUGACAAAGGAAGAGAGACGAAGAACCUGGACCAAAUGGACGCGAAAAAGAAAAUUCAUGUACUUCUUAGCUCAAAGUUUUCCUAGACUUCUUGGUUUCUUCUAUCAGCGAAGUUUCUUGUCAGGGAAACAUGGUCAGAUCGAUAGGUGGCUGUCUUUAUCUCUGGGAAAUAGGGAUAAGGCACUACUGGAAGAUCCAAUCUAUGAGGAAUUUUGGCAAAGGGAUGUCGAAGAAUCGAUCAGGCAAGGAAAUGUGAAACCCUUUGUGGAGGAAGCUGCUUUGCAGGUCUCAAAUUGGGGUUUCAGCCUUUUAGACCUCAAGUUGCAGAAACGAAAAUACAAUCGGAAGAAUGUUCUUAAUUGGCUCAAAGCAUUUUUCACAGAAACUCAGGAGUAUACAGGCUUUCUCGGUCCAAUACAUAUAUGGCAAGGAAUGGAUGAUAAAGUGGUUCCACCGUCUGUGACUGAUUUUGUGCAUCGCGUGCUACCUGGAGCUGCAGUACAUAAACUCCCAUACGAAGGCCAUUUCACCUAUAUCUACUUUUGUGAUGAAUGCCACAGACAGAUAUUUACUACACUUUUCGGAACUCCGCAAGGCCCUCUCAAUUAG